Molecule: messenger RNA, 611 nt
Organism: Chilo suppressalis (striped riceborer)
Lineage: Eukaryota; Metazoa; Arthropoda; Insecta; Lepidoptera; Crambidae
Source: the annotation of a GenBank genome assembly
UUACCCCUGCGUAUUUUAGUUCCUUGUGGUGCCACCAAGAAAGCUAGAAAGUAAAAUAUAUUUCUAAUUGGUCAGGUUUACAAAAAUGGAUGAAGAACUAGGGGGAUUUACUAUGGACGAAUUAACCCUUCCACCUGUAAAAUAUGAAUAUUUGGAUCACACUGCAGAUGUUCAGUUACAUGCGUGGGGAGACAGCCUUAAGGAAGCUUUUGAGCAAUGCGGCAUGGCGAUGUUUGGUUACAUGACGGAAUUGAAUUAUGUACAAAUCCGGGAAGUUCAUAGUAUAGAAGCUAACGCAGACGACAUGAUGGGCUUACUGUAUCACUUUCUUGACGAAUUGCUUUAUCUUUUCUCUGUUGAACCAUUUUUAAUAUGCAAAAAAAUUGUUAUAACCGAGUUUAACACAGAAGAGUUUAGGAUAGUAUGCCAGUGUUAUGGAGAAGAGUUCGAAAUAGGCAAACAUCCACAAGGAACUGAGGUAAAAGCAAUCACUUAUUCCGCCAUGCAAAUCAUAGAUGAACCUAAGGAUAAUAAGUUUGAAGUGUUUGUGAUAAUAGAUAUAUAAAUCAAUAUUUAUUAACUGUAUGAUGAAAAUAUAAAUUAAUAUAUUU